ACUUAAAAUCUGUUGGUGGAUUGACAGAGUUUUGCAUCAGUAGGUCAACUAUGCAGUGCGUUGACUCGAUGUCAGAGCUGCACUUUUGUCCUUCACGCGCGCAGUCAUGUGGGCAAGUUCACAAGUUCAUCGUGGGAGGAUCUAUCUGCAGGGACGCCUUGCAUCUCGCAUUUCAUCAACGAGCUGGCACCAUUUUGCAUCAUUUCAAAACUUCGAGCACGAUAAGAGGGUCGAUAUGGCUCCAUCUCUGCGAACGCCAGGUGUUUUCCAAUUGCUCCUGAUGCUACAACUUACCUUAAACUGGAUACGGAGUGACGUAGAGGCGAUUCGAGCCGUCAAUCCUCCCGUCAGCACGACAGGCGUGGUAGGACAUGAGGCAGAGUUCUCCUGCUCAGUGGCGGACAAAUCAGCGAAUGAAAUAUUGACAUGGAGACUUGAGUGGGAAGGAACAGACUCCCCACAGUUUGUGCACUUGACAGCUGGGCAGAAUACCACGACGUUUAUCGUAGACGAAGAGCUCUUUCAAAAAAAACAUGCCACCUACACAACAAGAUACAGUGUGAAUGGAUCCAUACACACGACCGUACUACACCUGGAUAACAUCCAAACAUCGGAUGAAGGAAGUUUCGCUUGUGUAUAUCAGAUUACCAUAGGCAGUUCAAUCAUAACACGGAUGAUUCCGGAUUACGGCCCCGUACGACUCACUGUAUGGAUACCCCCCUCGCCAACAUGUUCCUACAGCAACCUUGAAAGCAAUGCGACUGCGCACAGCAACACUACGACCGGUCCGACUGUGGAGCUCAGGUGCGCAGACACGCUUGGCGUACCGUCACCGGAGUUAAACUGGCGCACGGAUGAUCGUAGACUAAAUGCGGAAAACCCGCACGUCUAUCAAUACGAGCUUCAACCAGAUGAUAACGGAAGAUGGUUCCACUGUGAGGCAACCAGUCCAGCAACGCGAGAGCCAGUUAUCUGUAGCGUACGACCCAUGAGAGAUGCCCCAACGGCUGAAGUGACGCCAAAACUGCUUCAACUUAUGGAAGGGGCGGGAAACAUCGAGUUUAUCUGCAUUGGCAACGGCCUGCCGGAGAUUGUGUCUUACCAGUGGUUUAUCGAUGGUUCCCCAACCUUCACAGUAGAUCAUAGAAUCUACUCCAACAUCAAAGUGACAAAUGCUGGAACUGGAUCAGUUCUUACUAUUGAGUACAUUUCCAAACUCGGACGGACUGUGGUAUCUUGUGAAGUUAUGGUGACAGCAGGGUUUACGGGGCAAGCGAGCGGGAGCGUGGUUAUCUACGAACAAGAAAAAUCAAUCAUGUACACACAACCCGUCAAGAAACAAGCUCAUUUUAAAGUUGAAGCAGUAAAGCUUGGAAUGAAACCAUCCGUAUAUGCAAUGCCCCUCGCUGUGCUCUUCUUAAUCUUCAUCCUAGUUCUUGUUUUAUUCAUCUGGUCUCGUAAACUAAAACGCCGGGACGAGGCUGCACACCGCCAUACUCGGAAACUUUCCCCCAGUGAAGUGAUUGCGAAUGGGGAAGCUACCAAGCCGUUCAGAGCCUACAGGGUAACUACCGUGUAAACACACUCCAAGAAGUACCCAAGGA
Molecule: messenger RNA, 1604 nt
Organism: Acanthaster planci (crown-of-thorns starfish)
Lineage: Eukaryota; Metazoa; Echinodermata; Asteroidea; Valvatida; Acanthasteridae
Source: RefSeq, a predicted model, not a curated record